Truncatella angustata is the source of this 750-nucleotide messenger RNA. Its product is annotated as dienelactone hydrolase family protein. The transcript has a single exon. Gene Ontology annotation, molecular function: hydrolase activity. The record is from RefSeq and is a predicted model, not a curated record. Bases 1 to 750 code for a protein of 249 amino acids. Lineage: Eukaryota; Fungi; Ascomycota; Sordariomycetes; Amphisphaeriales; Sporocadaceae.
AUGUCCGUAAACGACUGCUGCACCCGCGGCUUCACCUGGGAGGGCACCCCAGUCGGCCAAACCACCAAGAUUGGCCAAAAUGACACCUAUGUGACAGGCUCCAACCGGGAAAAUGCCGUCAUGAUCGUGCACGACCUCUUUGGCUGGACCUUCCCCAAUGUCCGGCUGCUUGCAGACCACUACGCCAAGGAGGCCGACGUCACCGUAUACGUGCCGGACUUCCUCGGAGGCGAAGUCCCGGCCUUUGAGCCCAUGGUGAACGGCCGCUGGCACGAGGUCGACCUCAAGGGUUGCGUCACCAGAAACUCCCGCGAGAUUCGGGAGCCCGAGAUCUUCGAGUUCGCCCGGAUCCUGCGCCAGAAGCACAAAAAGAUCGGGGCCGCUGGGUUUUGUUAUGGAGGGUGGGCUUGCUUCCGGCUUGCGGCGGCGGAGCACCAACCUCCUCUGGUGGAUUGCAUAACCGUUGGGCAUCCGUCGCUCCUGGUCAAGAAGGAUAUCAACGAAGUUGGAAAGAUCCCCGUGCAGAUGUUGGCGCCAGAGAAGGAUCUCCAGUAUACGGAGGAGUUGAAGCUGCACACAUUUCAGACACUGCCAAAGCUAGGUGUACCGUUCGUCUAUGAGCACUUUCCUGGUGUCGAGCACGCAUGUUUCGUCCGCGGAAACGAGAAGAUGGAAGGUGAGCGACUGGCUAUGAUACGGGGCAAGAAUGCCGCUGUCGCGUGGUUCAGGGAACAUCUACGCUCUGAAUAG